AUGAAAAAAACCGUAACAACGUGCACUGGCAGGCGAGCUGCGAACUUCGCGAAACAACAGGCAGGAAAGGAAAACAGCGGCAGCAACCCAUCUUCCGGGGCCGGAAAUGCUCCCUCAAAGACGACACCGGUGCUAGCAGUUGCCUCUUUAAUGGGUGUACAGCCAUUGUCGUGCACAGCACCAGCAGCAAUCAUGUACAGUCCGGAUUCUGCGCUCACAGCCGGUGCUGAGGAGUAUGCUGAAGAGGAUUACUGGUAA
Molecule: messenger RNA, 258 nt
Organism: Gongylonema pulchrum
Lineage: Eukaryota; Metazoa; Nematoda; Chromadorea; Rhabditida; Gongylonematidae
Source: the annotation of a GenBank genome assembly